This is a messenger RNA of Delphinapterus leucas (beluga whale), 1464 nucleotides long. The record is from RefSeq and is a predicted model, not a curated record. Lineage: Eukaryota; Metazoa; Chordata; Mammalia; Artiodactyla; Monodontidae.
AACAAAGCAAGAGACCUCAUCUCUAGACAGUCGGAGACACAGCAGAUGGAGGUCCUGAAGGAGAAAGUGGAGGAGGAAGAGGAGGCCGAGCGGGCCGAGAGGGCCGAGAAAAUGAUGAGGCCGAUGGAGAUGCGGAAGGAGGACACCACCAGGACGCAGGAGAUGCUCAGAGACCUGGAGAGGAAGCUGUCGGAGAUUGAGGUCUCCAUCCCGGAGAAGCCCUCGACUUUUACCAAGGAUGCUAUUGACACUUCCAAGCUGCCCCUUUCCUACCAAAGCAACACGCCCAAGGAGGAACACCUGCUGCAGGUGGCAGACAACUUCUCCCGCCAGUACAGCCACUUGUGCCCGGACCGCGUGCCCCUCUUCUUGUACCCAGUGAACGAGUGCAACGUGCCUAAGUUCGUGAGCACGACCAUCCGGCCCACACUGAUGCCCUACCCUGAGCUCUACAACUGGGACACCUGCGCCCAGUUUGUCUCAGACUUCCUGUCCGCGGUGCCCUUGCCCGACCCCCUCAAGCCGCCCUCCUACCUGUACUCCUCGACCAUGGUGCUCAAGCACCAGGAGGGCAACUGCUUUGACUUCAGCACGCUGCUCUGCUCCGUGCUGCUCGGCGCCGGCUACGAUGCCUACUGCGUCUACGGCUAUGGCUCGCAGGACCUGUGCCACAUGGACCUGACUCGGGAGGUGUGCCCACUCACCGUGAAGCCCAAGGAGAUGGUCAAGGAGGAGGAAAAGGCACCACCUAAGAAGUACGCUGUCAAACCGCCCAGGGACCUGACAAGCAGGUUUGAGCGGGAGCAGGAGGUUAAAAGGCAGGAGGGAGUCAAGGCCGAGGAGGAGAAGCGGCUGAAGCAGGGGGAGCUCCUCGCGGAGCAGGAGAGUGCAAAGACCGACCCCCUGCACGGCCUGCGGGUACACUCCUGGGUCCUGGUGUUGUCGGGGAAGCGCGAGGUGCCCGAGAGCUUUUUCAUUGACCCGUUCACUGCACGCAGCUACAGCACCCAAGACGACCACUUCCUGGGAAUAGAGAGCCUCUGGAACCACAAGAACUACUGGGUCAACAUGCAGGACUGUUGGAACUGCUGCAAGGUGCUGGGCGGGGCCUGGGCGGGUAUGGCUGGCACAGUGGGUGAAGGCAGGUGUGACCUGUGGGGAGAUCUGGCCACCAGGCCAGGAGGGCUUUGGACUUUCCCUGUAGCUGAGUGCCCAGGGCCCACUCCUUUGCCCAUACAUAAUCGUUUCAAUAUGAUUAUUGUCGCUCUUUUGGUUUGUAUAUUCUUAUAAAAUGUGGAUUGUUAGUUCAUCUGAUUUUUUUUAAAUGUUGUAUUGAAGUGCAAUACACGUGCAGGAAAGUGCACUCAUCCUACACGUCCAGCUCAAUGAAUUUCCGUACAUACAUACGUAUAAAAAACUCAGUGCCAUUUACAGAAGUUGAAAAUACGCGUCCAGCUCAAUGAA